AUGGAAUCUACUCGUCUACUAGAGCUUGCUGCUACCAUUACCACCGCGGUGAAUGCGAUUCACAGCCACCUUACCGAUCAGAAUCUUCCGUACCCAUCAUUUGAGCCGGGUGCUCCCACGGCACUGCCAGAAGAGCUGGCCAGUAGCCAGAAUGCCCUCAUAGAUGCCAUAUCCGAGAUCUCUGAUCUGGUAAUUGGCCCGGUUGACGCAAUGGCAUCAGGUUCUUCACAAAACUAUGUCAGUCUUUCUGUGAUUCAGCGAUUCAACAUUGCCAACUCCUUCGUUCCAGGAGAGGAGAGGACCUUUGCACAGAUCUCAGCCGAUACAGGGCUUAGCAGAAGUAUGGUUAAACGCAUCCUCCGCCAUGCGAUGACGUUCCGGGUGUUCAAGGAGCCCCGAAAGGGAGUAGUCGCACAUACCGCUCGAUCAGCCUUGAUGAGGUCCCGGGAGUCAGCUGAUUUCAUGGCUGUGGCACUUGAAGAAAUGGACCCGGCUGCAUUGCGGGCUGCGGAAGCUCUCCAAAAGUGGCCGGGGUCAGAAGAGCCUAACCACACGGGGUUUGCCCUCGUGAAUAGAACGGAUAUUCCAACAUACAAGGUGCUGGAGGGAGACCCAGCCCGCGCGGCUCGAUUUGCCAACACCAUGUCCAUCAUGACGAACGGGAAAGGCUUCGAUGUCUCACAUGUAGUCAAUGGGUAUGAUUGGAGCGCGUUGAACAGCGCGACAGUGGUGGACAUUGGCGGCUCCCGAGGGCACAUUGCACAAGCCGUGGCCUCGACAUUUCCCUCCUUGAGCUUCGUCGUACAGGAUCUCCCAAGUACUGUGGCCAAUGCCGCAGCAGAUCUUCCACCACAGCUUGUCGGGCGAGUAUCCUUCAUGCCGCAUGACUUUUUCAACGACCAGCCGGUUGUUGCUGAUGCGUACUUUCUCCGCUGGAUUCUUCACAACUGGCCCGACAAAUACUGCGUUAAGAUCCUGCGAGCUUUGAUACCAGCCCUGCGGCCAGGGGCUCGGAUAAUCAUUAAUGAGAUAUGUGUGCCUCAGCCAGGCUGCAUCCCAUUGUGGAGGGAGAAGCAACUCCGAACCAUGGAUAUGGGCAUGAUGACCCUCUUCAACGCCCAAGAAAGGGACGCCGACGAAUGGUGCGACCUCCUAGAGCGUGCCGACCCUCGGUUUACUUUCGCUGGAAUACAUCAGGCCGAAGGCUCUCAAUUAGCCCUGAUUGAGGCCGUGUGGCGGGAGUAA
Aspergillus nomiae NRRL 13137 is the source of this 1245-nucleotide messenger RNA. RefSeq lists its product as uncharacterized. NCBI's taxonomy places the organism in Eukaryota, Fungi, Ascomycota, Eurotiomycetes, Eurotiales, Aspergillaceae. The transcript is spliced from 5 exons. Gene Ontology annotation, molecular function: O-methyltransferase activity. The coding region runs from base 1 to 1245 and encodes 414 amino acids. The record is from RefSeq and is a predicted model, not a curated record.